Oldenlandia corymbosa var. corymbosa is the source of this 1672-nucleotide messenger RNA. The record is from the annotation of a GenBank genome assembly. NCBI's taxonomy places the organism in Eukaryota, Viridiplantae, Streptophyta, Magnoliopsida, Gentianales, Rubiaceae.
AAAACGGCCUCAACUAAAAUUAAUAAUUUCCGGAAAUUCCAAAUCUACCCAUUUUUGGGUUCCCGCAUAUCCCCUACCCUCCGGCGGCGGGGCGGCGCCGAUUUAUCUCGUCGAAACACUUCGCCUACUUCCUCGCCUUCCUCCAAUUUCCGGCAAAAAGCCUGCAUUCAUUUCUUGCUGUGAGAAAAGCAAAGAAAAUUGAAUAUUGCGGUUACCAUGGCGACUGCUCAAUUCUUAUCGUCACAGAGUGUUUACUCUUCAGCUUCAAUGCUAUGCCCGUCUUCGUUUACUGGAAAAGUGAUUUCAGUGAGGGUUUCCAUAUGUUGUUACUCAACGGCGUUUUCUGAAAUGAAGCCUCCGGGGAGGAACGAAAUCCGACUCGGCUUGCCGAGUAAAGGUCGCAUGGCGACCGAUGCUCUAGAUCUUCUUAAGGAUUGUCAGUUGUCUGUGAAGCAAGUGAAUCCACGACAGUAUGUUGCGGAAAUUCCUCAGCUCCCAAAUUUAGAAGUCUGGUUUCAGCGGCCGAAAGAUGUUGUACGGAAACUGGUGUCUGGAGAUUUGGACCUUGGCAUUGUUGGGCUUGACACCGUGCAUGAAUAUGGGCAGGGGAAUGAGGAUCUUGUUAUUGUUCAUGAGGCACUGGGGUUUGGAGAUUGUCGUUUGUCUCUUGCUAUACCUAAGUAUGGGAUUUUUGAGAAUGUUAACUCAAUAGAAGAUCUUGCACAAAUGCCGCAGUGGACACUUGAGAGACCUUUGAGAGUUGCAACUGGUUUCACCUAUAUGGGCGAUAAAUUUAUGAAAGAGAAGGGAUUAAAGUAUGUGACUUUUUCAACAGCCGAUGGAGCCUUGGAAGCAGCUCCUGCAAUGGGGAUAGCUGAUUCCAUUGUAGAUCUUGUAAGUAGUGGAACUACUUUGAAAGAGAACAACCUAAAAGAAAUUGAAGGGGGGAUUAUUUUGGAAAGUCAGGCUGUCCUUGUUGCUAGUAGGAAGUCACUGGUCAAGAGAAAAGGUGUGCUUGACGUAACCCAUGAAAUGCUCGAAAGAUUGGAGGCUCACCUGAGGGCCGUGGGUCAAUUCACGGUAACGGCCAAUAUGAGGGGAAGCAGUGCUGAGGAAGUGGCUACCCGAGUACUGAGCCAACCAUCAUUGUCAGGGUUGCAGGGACCUACUGUAAGUACAGUUUAUUGCAAUCGCAAUGGAAGGGUAACUCCUGAUUAUUAUGCUGUGGUCAUAUGCGUGCCAAAGAAAGAACUGUACAAGUCCGUGCAACAGUUGAGGGCGAUUGGUGGUAGUGGUGUUUUAAUUUCUCCUCUGACCUAUAUCUUUGAUGAGGAAACACCGAGAUGGCGCGAGCUUCUCUCGAAACUAGGGCUCUAGUGUGAAUUAUGUUGGGACAGGAGAACUCUGAACCAAUCCAAUCUAUUUUUGUGGGUUGUUCAUAUUAGUCAUUUCACUUUCAAUCCAUAUGAUCAGGAACAAAGGAGUCAUUUAGUCAGGAUUACAAUUGCAUGCAGCUCCUGUAGAGUGCAAAUGUUAUCUUCCGUUGGGAUAGAUGGGAAGUAAAGUCGGGGGGAUUAACCUGUACAUUUUGAAAUAAUGGAUUAAAUUAAAAUUAUUGAGAAAUGAAAUUAAACUUAAGGACCACCACUUGGGCAAUUCACCUAUACAGCAU